AUCAAACCAGCCUUGCGCGGCCCGCAGCCGUUAGCAGUACUGGCUUUGAAACGCUGUUUCGCGAAUAACGUCUCAGACACUUCGUGUUUCGACGACAUUAAAAUGCGUGUCAACGGGCAGAUUUUGUCGCGAACGCCUGUCUUAGCCCACGGGUUGCUCACUCUUGUCUAAUAGGGGCGUUAAAAGGGAAGUGUGAGGCACAGCGGUUUGUGGCUGUUGCUGUUCCCGGCCGAAUAAUUCGCGGAGCCCACAACCCCAAAAUAUCAGGCCAGGCUAAAGCAUAUACUGAGUCGGUCGAACUAGGGCGAACUCUGCCGUCGAGCUUCCCGGCAUUGCAAAGCCUUUUCUGCCACACACACAUGUUCCGUGCACUGCGCUCUUAUUCCCAAUGUUGUGACAGCAGCGGUGCUUUUCCAAGAGGCCCGGCUUAUCUGUACGAAGCUCGGAGAGGUCAGCGGACGGCCAGGGGGAGGUGGAGGAGCGGGUUUGGCCAAUGCAGUACUGCAGUACUCGGGGUGGGGUCCAUGGAUGGGACUUCCGGGAUGUGCUGUUUUCGGGUUACGCUCCAGAUGGGGGGAUGUUCAUGCCAGAGAGCCUGCCUGUGCUUAGCCCAGACACCUUAAGGUGCUGGAAGGGACUGUCCUACACCAAACUGGUGGUGGAGGUUGCCUCGCUGUUCAUCCACAAUCAACUGAUCCCCAAACAGGACCUGGAGGUCCUGGUGGCUGAAGCCCUGUCUGGUUUCUCAGUGCCUGAGAUAGUCAGAAUCGCUCGACUGAAGGAGGGUCUGUCAGUCCUGGAGCUAUUCCAUGGAGGAACUUUAGCCUUUAAGGACCUGGCUAUGACUUGUACAGUGCGUUUCCUUGACUAUUUCCUGCGAAAGGAGAAUUGCAGAGCUACUGUUCUUGUAGGUACAUCAGGUGACACAGGUGGUUCAGCCAUCCAAAGUGCUAAAGGUCUGUCUGGGUUGGAUGUGGUGGUGGUUUACCCCCAAGGACGCAUCACUCCAGUCCAAGAGAAACACAUGAUCACCUGCCUGGAGGAUAAUGUCCAUGUGUUUGCAGCAGAUGGCAGCUCAGAUGACAUAGACCAGCCUCUGCGCCGUCUGUUUGCUGACCAGGAACUGGUCAAGUCUCACAGCCUUAUGAGCCUCAACUCAGUCAACUGGUCUAGAGUAAUGAUCCAGCUUGCCCACUUCAUUUAUGCUUACCUGGAGCUCAGUGGUAUGGAGCAAAACAAGGCUGCCUUACCUGAGAUGGAAGUGGUGGUGCCCACGGGAGGGGCAGGAAACAUCGCAGCUGGCCUCAUUGUAAGGCAGAUGGGAUUACCCCUGAAGAUGGUGGCCAUGGUGAAUUCUAAUGACAUAGUUCACAGGAUGGUAACCACUGGUGACUUUUCCAUGGCAGCUAAUGUCACACAGACCUUGGCCCCUGCUAUAGACAUCCAGGACCCAUACAACAUGGAGCGAGUAUUCUGGCUGUUGUUGGACAGAGACGGAUCUUCAGUAAAGAACAUGAUGGAAGAGUUUCAGCAUACACAUAGAUACUCUCUGCCUGAAAACCACCGAAAGCUGUUGUCACAAGUUUUAUCAACUGGAACAGUGACUGAUGAAGGGAUCCUGGAGACCAUGAGGAGAUGCUGGGAUGAAAACCAGUAUGUACUGUGCCCUCACACAGCUGUGGCUGUAUGGCAUCACUACCAUUGUCCACCCAGCCCUGGGCUCAACAGGUGUUACGUUGCGACAGCAUCUCCAGCCAAGUUUCAGGCAGUGGUGCAGAGGGCCGGCCUGACCUUUGACCUACCUGAGGCGGUGCGGUCAUUGGACAACUUAGCCACUCGUUACCAGAACCUGGAGCGGAGCCUGGACUGGUGCAAAGACUGGGAGGAAAGACUGAGAGAGAAAAUCCUGUCUUUGAGCUCAUGCAGGAAAAACAAUGGGACUUACUACAGCUGACAAUGACAGAUGUUUGAUAUUAUGUUAUACCUGAAAGUAGGGUUUUACUUCAGAAAUCUUGAAAGUGUAUAUGGAAAGUGUAUAUGAGUGAGGUCAGGUGAGUCCAUAGCUUAUCCUUGAUCUAUGCACUUCCUGAUCUGGAUUUAGUAAAUGAUGGUGAUGGCAAACACCUUUUUUUGUCCCUUUGAUGGACUUUGUUCUCUAGUGUCCUACAACUUUACUAUACGUUACACUGAUGUCAUACACCACAAACCUAUCAGCUAUUCAGAAUCUCUCUUCCACAACUUUUAACACAAAUAUAAGUGUAUGUUACAGUAUAAAAUCAAUAGUUUAAUUGUCUCAGCUACUUUUUUAGCAGUUAAGUAUUGACAUUUACACUUCAGGAAUACAGCUGAUGUUCCUGUCUAGCUUUAUUUACAAUGAGUGCAGCAGAACAAUGAGCUUGUUAGCUACAUCUAUAAGUAACCACAAAAACGGAUUGUAACAACAUUUCAGUUCCACAGAAACAUAAUGGAAACACUAAGAGCAGGGAAAACAAGGAUGUUUUCGGCACUUGUGUUUAUCUUAAGAGUCAUUUGACAUCCUUUUAUGCAAUGUUAGCCUGUUAUUCAAGUCAAUUUGAUGCAUAUCCAUAUAAAAAUACACCCACAGCAAAAUUAGAUAUUUUUUUUCACUUGAGCAGUGCAGACAAAACAUAGGGACAUAAGACAAAAUUUGUCUUUUUCUUCCUUAAUACAAAAUACCAUUUGCUGUAUUUUGACAACCGUGUUACUUUGAGGUUCAUAAAUCUCUUAUCCUCAAAGGUAGCAUUGAGAUUACGGGCGCAUUGGUUUUGGUAAAUUCUAAAAUGUGCAGACACUUCUCUUGCUCUAAGAUUAAGUGAUAACCAAUACAAUGCCAAAUACCUCUUCACAGUAGACAUUCUGACAUGCCAUGUUUUUUUUUUUUUUUUAACUUUUACAUAUUUAGAGUCGUUUCACUGAGAGGCCACCUCUCUUUUAGAGGAACGCCCUCAUCACAUUAACAAAGUUACACACAUUUACACCCAAAAACUGCCCAGUAUAACCACAGUCUGACCUGCUGGCCCCUGAGCAGCUCUACUGGAGCAGUUGGGGUUAAGGGCCUUGCUCAAGGGCACCACAGUGGUGGUGCUGAGGGAUGGAUAAGUGCAUAAAUCAGACUAUUGUUCAGUUCCGUUGAAGUGUCCCAGUAAGCCAUGACAGUGAAACACAUGCACAAUACCGGGGCCCUGAAAUGAGAAAAAGUCAGUGGAAUGUGGCUAGUACUCAGAUCCAAAAUAAAAGUAACAAUGCCACACUUUAAAAGUACUCCUUCUCUCAAAAUAUUAUUAAUGUAAUUAUCAGCAAAAUAUGCUCAAAGUAUCAGAAGCAAAGCACUCAUUAUGCAGCAGAAUGGCCUUUGUUAGUGUGAAUUUAUUAUAUAUUAUUUGAUUAUUACUGACAUAUUAAUGUGUAAGCAGCAAAUACAUUUCUAAAUCUAUAACAAUGAAUCAGAACAUGCAGCCAAAAACUUGUUUUAUGUUUUGUAUGUAAAAUCUUAACUUACCAAGUAACUAGUAACCAUUGCUGUCAAAUAAAUGUAAUGGAGUAAAAAGUACCAUAAUAAAAAAUAAAUCAGCAGAAAAUGGAACUACUCAAGUACAUGGCACAAGCACACACUACGUCUGUGCUUAUCCUGCUAUGACAAGUCAAAAUUGCUGUGAAUAGGAUCUAUGGUGUGCAAUAUACUGUAAAUUACACUAAAAAUAAUACAAUGAUAACACUGCAUUAAAAAAAGGGUAUGUAAGUUUGCACAAAUGCAAGGAAGUGAUUUGAACAAUAGUAGACCUGCUGAUUUAAAGUGCAGUUGCUGUUGGACUUUUGCAGCAACUGAGUGUGUCAAUUAUUGACUACUGUUAUCUGCACUUUUGGUGAAGACACCAUCCUUUGAUCAAACUAUCAGUUGAAUGUGUAACUUCACGGUUUUCUGUCAGUUAAAUGGUGCUCAGCUCAAAAUGUAAUCUUUCUAAAUGUAAAAUUUUCUAUGAUAAAUUUAAAGUCUAGGGCCUGUAAUUCAACGUUCAACUUGCGUGGUAACUGGUUUCUGCCUUUAA
Messenger RNA from Xiphias gladius (swordfish), 4067 nucleotides. It is a transcript of the gene thnsl2, whose product is annotated as threonine synthase-like 2. Gene Ontology annotation, molecular function: pyridoxal phosphate binding. Gene Ontology annotation, biological process: dephosphorylation; 2-oxobutyrate biosynthetic process. The record is from RefSeq and is a predicted model, not a curated record. The transcript is spliced from 9 exons. NCBI's taxonomy places the organism in Eukaryota, Metazoa, Chordata, Actinopteri, Istiophoriformes, Xiphiidae. The coding region runs from base 494 to 1954 and encodes 486 amino acids.